Molecule: messenger RNA, 1265 nt
Organism: Rhizopus microsporus ATCC 52813
Lineage: Eukaryota; Fungi; Mucoromycota; Mucoromycetes; Mucorales; Rhizopodaceae
Exons: 6
Coding region: 184-1194 (336 amino acids)
Source: RefSeq, a predicted model, not a curated record
AAAAAAAAAAAAAAAAAAAAAGUACACAUAGGGAGCAAAACGAAAAGGAUAACCCUAAAAUGACAGACAACCAUCUCCUUCCUCCACUUACCCUUUUGAUACCAUCUUGUUUGUUUUAUAAAGCCCUCUCUCUCUUUCUCUUGAUCUCUUUCUUUUCUCUUGUGCUCUCUUUUUUAUUUUGAAAUGAAUAGUACAAAUCCCAAUGUUACGCUUGAUCUGGGUCCGGUGAACCCUGAUACCUAUGAGAUGGCCUCUGAACUCACUUCGUUAACCUGUAUCACCGUAUUGGCCGUUGCUCUGGGAGCAAAGACGUAUGGUGAAAAGUUCAAGACACUUAAUUAUGGUCGUGCUCUUGUUAUCCUUCUUUAUUCGUUAUCUUGGGCAUUUGCUGUCACUUCAGUGGUUGUCGUAUCUACUAAUAACCACAAUAUCAUCUCAUGUACCUUGGGUAUGCUUUCUUGUGAUUUCUUUUAUGCUGGAAGUAAAAUUGUUGCUUAUGCAUGGCUUAUCGAACGUGUUCACUUGGUAACCGCUGUCAAAACGACUCGCUUAAAGACCGCCCAAUACCGUUUCCACAUACUGUUGCUCUGCCCCUACAUUAUUAUCUUUGCAUUAAUGUUAAGCUUUAGAAACAUUUAUCUCGAGGCUGAUGGAACCUGUACGAUUGGUUUACAAGAUGUUGCCAGUAUUCCACUCUUGGUUUAUGAUUUUAUUUUCAAUCUCUAUCUGACAUGGCUCUUUAUGAGACCUUUAACAAACAUUGGUCGCAACACACGUACCGACUGGAAGGUCACUCGACUUUACAAGCUUGCCAGACGUACAUUGGUUGCUUCCAUCAUGUGUCUGUCCAUUUCAUUUCUGAAUGUCUUGCUUGUCGUCUUGACUCAUGGGCAUCAAAGAGGAUUAGUCUGUUUGACCAUGUGUACUGUAGAUGUGACGGUCAACGUGGUUACUGUUCACUGGGUCACCACCAGUGGAUCUUCCAGUAGUGGCAAUGGACGAACCAAGACACACAAUGACGAUCAUAUGACAGCAGAUAUGACAUUUGAUGCUGACGAAGCCAAGCAUCAUGAAAAGUCAAUGAAGUUUGAUGGACCCAUGAUUCAACCUCACAUUGAUGAUGAUGGCACAAGCACCAAGUCUGCUGAAAUAUCCUACAAGAGCGAAAAGCCUAUUAGCAAUUAUUAUAAUUAAUUAAGAGUUUUAUGAUAAUAAAUUAUACAUUUUCUAAUGUUAGAACAAUAUUUUAUAAAUAAGCAAAAAAA